UAUAUGAAGAAAUUCGCAAAAGCUUCCUAGUGUCUUGACAUCAACCAAAAGAGUCAAUUUAGCUAUAAGAAGCUAUUAGCAGAAUAUUAUAAAUUUAUGAAACCAAUUGAAGCAACAGAAGAAGAAGCCAAUCAUUUAUUUUAAUAUGGAAAUUAAAUAUAAUGAAUUAUUUUAAAUAUUAACUUCAUUAAUAGAUGUAAAAAAGGCAUAUGAUUGUAAUGUAUUAAAAUUGAGUUUUUAUAGCUACAAUCAUAGAAAAUAAUUGUUAUCUAAAGGAGACUUUAACUUCAAAUAUGAAGCUUAAAUAAGUAAAGUAUUAUAUAAAUAAGGUAAAAGUGGUUCAAUUAUAGUAUACGAAUUGAAGGGAAUAUUUAGUGAUGCUUCUAUGGAUAUGUGGAAAUAAGGGGUUCAAUAGUAUGAGCCAUAUUUUGAUGGACAAAUCUGAAUGGAAGAAUUUUUCAUAAUUUGAAAAGAUAGAAUAAUAUGAUAAGGCGUAC
This is a messenger RNA of Paramecium octaurelia, 497 nucleotides long. The record is from the annotation of a GenBank genome assembly. Lineage: Eukaryota; Ciliophora; Oligohymenophorea; Peniculida; Parameciidae.